AUGGGUUCGCUUGCAACAUUGCUGCCUACUGCCCACAAUGCAAGUCCGGCCGACCCUAUCAUAGAUAACGCCCCAGACGAGCUUAACGAUCUCUCGUACCUCGUCGAGGUCCUGCGCUCCGUCGAGACCGAGCAAAACAUCGAGCAAGACUUAACCACCAGGGCAGCCGCCCUGGGUAUAUCCAUUCAGGCCCCGCCCUCGCCAACGGGAGACACCAGCAGCCCUGGCCCCGAGUCCGACGCCACCCUGUCUUCCACUCAUGCUCGCAACACCUCCUCCGGCUCAGACAAGACCACAGGCACCGCCAUGACGUCAAAUCCACCAUCGCGGCCGGAUACCGGUGCAGCACAACGCGAUAGUGCACCUCCUCUCCCAAGUUCGAGGGCAAGGUCGCGAAGCCUUAACUUCUCGACGUACGACAAAUACCUGGCGCAGUUGGAACCCAACUUAUGCCAGCCAAAAAUCCUCAAACGACCACCUACGCCUACCGACAACGCCCCAAGCCUAUUCAGCUCUACUGCGCCAAGUACCACUCUAUCCUGCAUAUGCUGUCGUGACGACUUCAACAAGCAAAAUGAUCUCCAGACCCUGCCGUGCGGCCACACCUACUGCGGAAACUGCCUGCGGAUAAUGAUCGAGCAGUCCACGACCGACGAGUCCAAGAUGCCGCCCCGAUGCUGCACACAACCCAUCCCAGCCAUAACGAUACGAAGUCUUCUGACCCGCGACGAACAGCAACUAUUCCUCAAGGCUGUGCAGCAGUACAGCACGCCCUGGGAGGCCCGAAUCUUCUGUCCCAAUCCAUGUUGCAACGAGUUCAUUCCACCACGGAGCCGCAUCGACCCCAAGCACCCCUUCGACGUGGUCUGCCGGGAAUGCCGGACCAGAGUGUGUAUCUGGUGCAAGAGGGAUGCACAUCCCGUGGGGCAGGACUGCCCCAACGAUCAUGAGCUGGACCAAGUGCUGCGAAUGGCCGUAGGGUGCCCGAACUUUUGCAACGGCGAGGAGGAGCUUGAGCGGCGAAGGAUGGAAGAGGCCGCACGAGAAGCAGAGCUCGAGGCUGAGAAGGCGGCCCAGGAAGCUGCGGCUGCUGCGGCAGAGGUGGAGCGCCAGCAGGCAGAGACGAGGACACAGGCCUGUGAGGAGUUCAAGAAGUUGAAAGAGGAGCAGGAGGAGGAGAAAUGGCGGUUUCGAACGUUUGAAAGGAAGACUAAGUGGAUCAUGUGGACGCGGCAUGAAGAGCGAAAACACAAGCUCAAUGAGAAGUACUCGGAUCAAAUCGACAAGAUGAAGGAGCGUCACGCAAAGACCGAGCAACACCUCGAGGAGCGCCAAAUUGCCGCUGAGAUCGAACUCCGUGCGUCGCUGGAACAGGCAGAGAAGAGCGUGCGCAUCCGCGUCAAACACAUGGAGGCAUACUGCAAGGCCUUAGGCCGGUCGUCGAUAGGCGGAUCCGGCAGCGACAUGCCCCCGCGUGUCAUCACCGAGAGGCACCUGCGGGAGUUAGGACAGCAACAUAACGCACUCGAGGGCAUGGCUAGGUUGCAUCAGGCAAAGAUCAAUGUGCUCCGGGAUCGUCAGGCCAAGCGCAUGGAGGAACUGCUCGAGCGUCAGGAAGCCGAACUUCAGAAGCAGCGGGAGAAGCGUGAUCAGGAGAUGGAGGACCUCGUCGCGGAGCUCGCCAAUGAGGAGGACGCUCUGACGAAGGUGUUCAAGGAUCGCAGGGAGCGGUUGGUCAGGCGGUGGGAACUCGCCAUCGAAAUACUACGGGUCACGAAAGAGAAGGAGAAAGGUACCAAAUUUGCCCCGAUACCCGUCCCAGCUUGGCCGGCCGAGGCACCGCCCUGCAUCGACGGCCCAGGUCCUGAGGACGAUGGCUUAGCUGUGGUCAAAGAGGAGGACGAGAAGCGAGGGGGGGACUGA
This is a messenger RNA of Diaporthe citri, 1923 nucleotides long. RefSeq lists its product as uncharacterized. Lineage: Eukaryota; Fungi; Ascomycota; Sordariomycetes; Diaporthales; Diaporthaceae. The transcript has 4 exons. Bases 1 to 1923 code for a protein of 640 amino acids. Gene Ontology annotation, molecular function: zinc ion binding. The record is from RefSeq and is a predicted model, not a curated record.